This is a messenger RNA of Punica granatum (pomegranate), 2142 nucleotides long. The record is from RefSeq and is a predicted model, not a curated record. Lineage: Eukaryota; Viridiplantae; Streptophyta; Magnoliopsida; Myrtales; Lythraceae.
AAGAAAAAAGAAAAAAGGGAGCAGCUACAAUGACGGGGAGUCUUCUUGAUUAGUUCAUUCAUUAAUUAAUUAGCAUUUAAGAAGAGGUGUUAUAUAUGUAUUUAUUUGCUGAGAAAACGGGUCUCCCUCCGCUCCUCUCGACAAUCGGUUAUACCUCCAAAAGUUACUCGUGGUCACAAACAAACGGACUUUUGCCGGUUUAGUUUUGCUUUCUUGGCUGACGCUUGUUUAAUGCCUUGCCUUGCCACCAUAACCAUAGCUAAUUAGCUAGGCAGGCCCAUAGCUAAGAAACUCUAAUUCUGCUGUAUUGCAUGCUGCAAAUAUGGGUCUUUUGUCUCACGCACCCUCUGCGUCGAUCUUCUUGUUGCUCAUUUUUUGCCUCUCCUGUAUCCACUACGUUGCUUCGGCCAAGGAGACUUCCAGUGAGUUGCUGAAUGCGAGUGAUCUGUCGGAGGCGGAACUGAAUGUCAAAAGAUCUAACUUCCCGAGGGAUUUCUUGUUUGGGGCAGCUACUUCAGCUGUGCAGACUGAAGGAUCAGCCAGUAAAUACGGGAAAGGGCCGAGCGUUUGGGACCACUAUGUCCAAAAGUUUCCAGGGAAGGUAACAGACCGAAGUUCCCCAGAAACUGCAAUUGAUUCAUACGCUCGGUACAAGGACGAUGUCAAGCUGCUUAAGGAGCUAGGAGUAGAUGCUUACAGAUUCUCCAUUCCAUGGACUCGGAUUCUGCCCAAUGGAUCAUUGAGCGGAGGAGUGAACCAACAAGCCAUCGAUCACUAUAAUGAUCUCAUCAAUGAAGUGAUGAGCAAUGGCAUAACACCUUUCGUGACAUUGUUGCACUUCGACUCCCCACAGAUCCUACAAGACAAAUAUGGAGGAUUCUUGAGCCAUGAAAUCGUGGAUGAUUUCAGGGACUAUGCUGAGAUCUGCUUCAGAACAUAUGGGGACAGGGUCAAGCAUUGGAUCACUAUUAACGAGCCACUAAUUAUUGCUCAGUUCGGGUACGAUUUAGGACUUGCAGCGCCAGGAAGGUGUUCGGUACCACCUAAUGCAUGCCCUGCAGGAAACUCAUCAACCGAGCCUUACAUCGUCACCCACAAUGCCCUACUGGCUCAUGCAGCUGCUGCUGGGCUCUACAAAGACAAGUUCCAAGCCGAACAGAGGGGAGAAAUCGGAAUCUCUCUUGUGGGUGAAUUUUUUGAGCCUUACUCGGAAUCAUCAAAUGAUAAGAAAGCUGCACGCAGGGCCAUGGACUUCCACGUGGGAUGGUUUCUGAAUCCUCUUGUCUACGGAGAGUACCCACGUAGAAUGAGAAACCUGGUGAAGGGGAGGUUGCCCACCUUUAGUGAAGGAGAUAAAGCACUAGUCCAAGGUUCAUUAGAUUUCAUCGGCUUCAAUUACUACACAUCGAGAUAUGCUAAAGCCAUCGAGAUAGAUCCAAACGUGCCACCAACAAGCUUCAGUCGUGACUCUUUCACGGAUCUACAAUUUGCUAGAGAUGGAGUUCCCAUCGGCAAAAAGGCUUCGGGUAGCGAUUUCAUCUACAUAUACCCCAAGGGGCUUGGGAAACUUUUAACAUACACGAAGAGAAAAUACAAGAGCCCUAAGAUCUACAUUACCGAGAAUGGAAUUUCCGAGGCAAAGAAUGACAGUCAACCAAUUCAUGAAGCUUUACAAGAUCCACACCGAAUUCAAUUCAUCCUUCAGCAUCUAUAUCAGAUCAACAGAGCGAUAAAGAAAGGAGUGGAUGUGAAGGGAUACUUUUACUGGUCUCAGUCCGACAGUUUUGAGUUUGGAAAGGGGCGCCAAGAUAGAUACGGACUUUACUACAUUGAUUACCAGAACAAUCUAACUCGUAUCCCCAAGCAUUCUGCAAAGUGGCUUCCUAGUUUCCUCCGGAACAAGGGAAGAACUCAAUCCCUCUGAACAUAGAAUAUGUAAACCCUACGAUCAAUUACAAGCAUGUAGUUGAUCUUAUGCAGCCUGUCGAACAGUUACAAGCAAUACUUUGCGUCUUAGCGAUAGCAUGAUGAUGCUCAUACAAUCGCAUCAAAUGAAUACAAUUGCUCGGGAUUCAAUGCUGUACAUAACUUAAGAAGCUGCAUUGGAAAUAUUCAUCCAGGGAUACAAGAUUUUUCUCUGUU